Ogataea haglerorum is the source of this 1731-nucleotide messenger RNA. RefSeq lists its product as uncharacterized. NCBI's taxonomy places the organism in Eukaryota, Fungi, Ascomycota, Pichiomycetes, Pichiales, Pichiaceae. Bases 1 to 1731 code for a protein of 576 amino acids. The transcript has a single exon. Gene Ontology annotation, molecular function: actin binding. The record is from RefSeq and is a predicted model, not a curated record.
AUGUCAGCUCCUCCGCCACCUCCUCCUCCUCCGGCGCCGCCAAUGGGCGGGCCACCGUCGCAGGCGCCGGCAAAGCUGCCCAAGGUGACUCCCGAUAGAGACGCGCUGCUCGGCGACAUCCGCAAGGGCAAGGCCCUGAAAAAGGCCGUCACCAACGACCGCUCGAAGCCCAUGGUCGGUGGGGUUGUGGACUCCACUGCGUCGUCCCCAGCCGUAGGCGCCCCCAGUGCGCCGUCAGUGCCCUCUGCCCCGGCAGUUCCCGCAGGAGUGCCGCAAUUGGGCGACAUCUUUGCGAAUGGAAUGCCUAAACUCAGACACAGAGGUGACAGCGCAAAAGCGCCUGCAGCGCCCGAAAAACCGGCCACUCCCGUGCCAGCGAUGCCAGCAGUGCCGUCGGCGCGCCCCAAACGCGACAGCAAGACUGUAAGUGUGCCUCCAGUCCCUGGAACUGCGCCAGCAGUGCCAAAAGUGCCAGCGUCCUCGGCACCUCCUGUUCCUGGCGCACCGCCGCCAGUCCCCUCGUCCACGGCACCACCGCCGCCUCCGCUGCCGUCCUCAUCGGCACCAGCUCCUCCUCCGCCUCCCUCCUUGUCUGCGCCGGCCCCUCCUUUGCCGUCCACGUCAGCUCCACCUCCGCCACCGUCGUCAACAGUCCCCCCUCCACCGCCGGUUCCGUCUGCGCCGGCAGCACGCCCACAGAACACCUCUUCCGGGCCCUCGAAGUUGCCCACGCCGGCGGUCAAGCCUGGCCCUUCACCGGGCGCUCUUCCGUUUCUGGCAGAAAUCAACGCCAGACGAGACGACACGCACGUCGUCAGCGACGAGGACGUGAAGACGGAAAAGCCAACACAGCCACAGGUCCCUGCCGUGCCCUCCAUGGCCGCCCCACCGGUGCCCGCCACGAGUGCGCCUGCUGCUCCCAAGCAGCCACCUAAGAAAAUGGCUGAGCCUCCUGCCCCGCCUACCCCUGCGGCCGCGCCCCCGGCGCCCCCGGUACCUACCAUGGCAAAGCCACCUGCCCCAUCGCUCCCGUCGGCACCACCUAUACCGUCGGUUCCACCUACACCUUCAGUUCCACCUACACCUCCAGCACCCCCUACACCUUCGGCACCCCCUACGCCCUCGGCACCUCCAGCAAAGUCUCCAGCUCCCCCAACCCCUCCGGCUCCUCCACAGCCACCUGUUGCCGCCUUCGCGCAGCCCCCUACUCAUCCUCCGUCUCCUGGUCCGCAGACACCCCCCCCUCCUCCUGCGCCGGCUCCCUCACUGCCAGCUUCCAAGGCACCGGCUGCGCCGCCUCCACCUCCAGCUCCGGCUCCGCCUGCGCCGGCUCCUCCCUCGCCCACGUACAGUCCAUCAGUGGCGCCGACAGCCGCGCCAGCGCCCCCCAAACUGUCUGCUCCGGCUGUGCCAGCCGCGAAAAAAGCUCCACCCCCACCACCACCGUCAGCAGAGUCCAAGCACAGAUUUACGCUCUCGCGCUCAAAAGCGCCGGACGAGAACAAAAUCAACAGCCAGCAGGCGGUCGGGUCGGACUUGCGCAAGAUCGACGCCUCGAUCUACACUAUCGGAGCACCGGCCACCUCGACAAGGAUCCAGAUCGACGAGUCGCGGUUCCGCUUCACAAACGAGGGAGACCUGCCCAAACCAAGACGUUUCGAAAACAAACAGAAACUGUACCCAUCGGGCAGAGGCAGCUCGGUGCCUCUCAACCUCUCUCUCUACACCUGA